Messenger RNA from Aureococcus anophagefferens, 1080 nucleotides. RefSeq lists its product as hypothetical. The record is from RefSeq and is a predicted model, not a curated record. Lineage: Eukaryota; Pelagophyceae; Pelagomonadales; Pelagomonadaceae. The transcript has a single exon. The coding region runs from base 1 to 1080 and encodes 359 amino acids. Gene Ontology annotation, cellular component: plasma membrane.
AUGGCCAAGGGCCCGGGCUUCCUGCGGAAGAACUGGAUGCUCGUCGGCGUCGCCUGCGCCAUCGUCGCCGCCAAGGUGGACCCGUCCAUCGGCGCGAAGACGGGGCCGCUCCACCCGGACGUCACGGUGAAGUACGGUGCUGUCUUCCUCAUCUUCUUCCUCUCCGGCGUCGCGCUGAAGCCGCGGCAGCUCGCGGGCGCCGUCGCGAACCUGCCGCUCCACGCGCUGAUCCAGGGCUUCACGCUGGGCCUCGUGCCGCUCGUCGUGACGUUCAUCGUCGCGCCGACGCUGCGGGCCGCGUCGUUCCACCGGUGGCUGCUGCAGGGCGUCGUCGCGGUGAGCUGCAUGCCGCCGCCCGUGUCGUCGGCGGUGAUCCUGACCAAGGCCGCCGGCGGCAACGAGGCCGCGGCCAUCUUCAACAGCGCCUUCGGGUCGCUCCUGGGCGUCUUCGUGACGCCGAUCGAGCUCGUGCUCGCCGUCGAGAGCGGCGGGUCCGCGCAGAGCGCGGGCGCCGCGGGCGAGUUCUACGAGACGCUGCUGCGCGUCUUCCGCCAGCUCUUCGUGACCGUGCUCGUGCCCCUGGCCUGCGGCCAGCUCGCGCGGCCGCGGCUCGAGGCGUGGCUCGAGCGCGCGAAGCCGCCGCUCUCGGAGGUCGGCCAGUGCACGCUGCUCCUCAUCAUCUACACGACGUUCUGCGACUCCUUCGGCGCCGCCGCGGGGAAGCAGGCCCAGAGCCGGGCCGCCAUGGCCGCGACGGCCGUCGUCGUCGUCGCGCUCCAGGGCCUCUUCAUGGCCGCGCUCUUCUUCGUGACGACGUCGACGGCGCUCUGGCAGAAGCCGUUCCCGCCGGGCGACGUCAUCUGCGCCGUCUUCUGCGCGUCCCACAAGUCGCUCACGCUCGGCAUCCCCGUGCUCCGCAUCGUCUUCCCGGACCACCCCUACCUCCCCAUGCUCAGCGCGCCGCUCCUCAUGUACCACCCGAUCCAGAUCGUCCUCGGCGGCCUCCUCGUCCCCUCCAUACGGAGCUGGGCCGACCGCGUCGCCGCCGCCCAGAAGCUCGGCGACGCCGAGACCGUGUAA